AUGCGAAUCAAAUAUAGCUGCUGAUUACAUGUUCUUUGACAUAGCGGCUUCAUCAGACUUACUGUACCUUCGUUUUUACCAAUACACGCCCCGGCACAGCAGCGAAAGGAAAGGACACAAUCGACAUUGAUUAAAUCUGCUCGGGUUUAUCAUUAUAAAUCAUAGCGGUGGAUAAUUAUUCUCCGAACCCUGAUUGGCGGUGGCUCUGAGAUUGGCCUUUCCUGGACUUUUAAAGCCGGAAUUCUUUAUUUCCCACCGGAUUCACUUCUGUCGCACGCUGUUCUUUACCCAUCUCUUGGCUGGCAAAAUGGCACGGAUUGUCGUUCCGUUGGUUAUUCUAUGCACGUUGUGGAUUGUUCUUGGAUCAUGUUCAGUCAUGCCGGCUUCACCACGCAAAGUUUUCGUUUCGGCGCAGCGCUUUGAAAGCAUCGGCAGCAGUCCACUGGUUGCGCUACGAAAAGCCAUGCGCAUGCACCUUCCGCGGCAAGGUCAAGGCUAUCCGAUUCCCCGUACGCGGCCAAUCCCGGCGCGGCCGCGCAUCCCCACACAGAAGCAGAUAUUCCAGGAAAUGCUUUCCACGAUGACACGCGACUUCCAUCAACCGAAAUUUGUGCUGCCCCGUUUCAAGAAGGACGUGUACGAAGUGGGCCCUUUAUUCGAUGAUGGGGAAGCGUAAACGCAUUAGGAUGCCAGCUAAUACGGCCAUUGUGACCCAUUCAGCGGAUUCGUAAACACUCGCCGCCUCUUCAUCAGCUGAUAACUUCGCCUAACUCAUUUUAGCAAGCUAUUAUUGUCAUUUUUGAUGUACGUACAUUACUGUACGGUAGCAUGUUUACGUGCAUUGCUACUCGUGCAGUACUUCAAAAUUCAAAUAUAGUUUUUUGUAAUGACAGGAUUUAAUAAAAAAAGAUUCAUAACCAUUGCGGCUGGUAAAAGAACUACUGCUCUAGUAUGAAAAGCGUCUUGACGUAAUGCCGGUACUAAGGGGAUAAUCCUCGUUUUGUUCAUCUGAUAAUUAUUAUAUUUUGAUCCGGACUUAUUUCGCUGAAAUGCGUGUUCAUGGUUGUAAAUUAAACUCGUGCAUGCGUUUUAGUUUUGAUAUAACAACCUAUCAAAACUGAUGUAAGGCAAACAUAAUUAUUAUUA
Molecule: messenger RNA, 1146 nt
Organism: Paramacrobiotus metropolitanus
Lineage: Eukaryota; Metazoa; Tardigrada; Eutardigrada; Parachela; Macrobiotidae
Exons: 2
Coding region: 308-676 (122 amino acids)
Source: RefSeq, a predicted model, not a curated record